AUGGUACCGAUGAAGAACAUGUCAAAUAGAACCUUGCAAGACAUUCUACGGGUGACUAAAUCUUUGUCGUCUGACCAAGACGAUGAGCGUCGCGUGGUCAAGAUGGUACCAACGAUGAAGAGUUCAAAUAAAAUUUGGCAAUACAUUCAACAAGCGGCUAACUGGCACGAAAAGCUUCAAGAAUGCGAUGUCUCUCUUCCGCAAAAGGCUAACUUGGUUUGCAAAUUAGGAAGGGCUUUGGAACUUUGCGCGAUGGAACACAUAUGGAAGUUGAAAGAUAGCUCGUAUGGAUUCGCUCUGUUAGAUGGGGAAUGGUCCUGGAUAUUAAUUCUGAGUGAUUUCCUAAAUCCCUUCACAAGGUUUUAUUUAGAGGGAUACCUUCAAACUGUCCUUACCACCAACUUAGGCCUUGACAUUUACAAACGUUUGGUCAACAAAAUCCCCGAAAAAGAAACAAACCACGACAUCAGUUAUCAGAAAUUGGCAAAGUUUUUUGAAAUGUCUGCGGAGUUUGGAGGGGUAUAUAACAGGCGGCCAUCGAAAUAUGAAGCCUUUAUUGACGACAAGACUAAGUGGAUAAGCGACCAGUUCUUCACUCAGCAGCGCCUGGCAGGAGUCAAUCCUAUGUCACUGAGACGAGUUACUCUCGAAGCUGGUCCAGUAGGGUUGGAUUGGGACACACUUUAUAAAACACUGAAUACAGAAUUUGACUGGAAAGGCGCUGUGCAAAAAGCUNAGCUGGUAAAACUUCUUCUAAGAAUGGUGUCGCUAGAAGAACAAUAA
This is a messenger RNA of Orbicella faveolata, 783 nucleotides long. RefSeq names its product allene oxide synthase-lipoxygenase protein-like. The record is from RefSeq and is a predicted model, not a curated record. Gene Ontology annotation, biological process: lipid oxidation. Lineage: Eukaryota; Metazoa; Cnidaria; Anthozoa; Scleractinia; Merulinidae. Gene Ontology annotation, molecular function: oxidoreductase activity, acting on single donors with incorporation of molecular oxygen, incorporation of two atoms of oxygen; metal ion binding.